Phaeoacremonium minimum UCRPA7 is the source of this 1575-nucleotide messenger RNA. Its product is annotated as putative purine-cytosine permease protein. Gene Ontology annotation, biological process: transmembrane transport. The transcript has a single exon. Bases 1 to 1575 code for a protein of 524 amino acids. Gene Ontology annotation, molecular function: transmembrane transporter activity. NCBI's taxonomy places the organism in Eukaryota, Fungi, Ascomycota, Sordariomycetes, Togniniales, Togniniaceae. Gene Ontology annotation, cellular component: plasma membrane. The record is from RefSeq and is a predicted model, not a curated record.
AUGGAGUCUGAAACGGGGUCCAGUCAUACUGGACCACCUCCGCCGAAAGAGAAGGCUGAACUCAGGACGUUUAUGGCCAGUAACCAGAACAUUCCGAUCGAAGCCUCUGAGAGCGGCCAAGUCUACAACACGAAGUCCACAAUUCUGCAAACGUGUCGAGCAUGGAUCCGUAAAGUCGGCGCCGAAGAAUCAGGCAUUGAGCGCGUACCUGAGGACGCACGCACUCAACAGAAGCCAUGGACUCUUGCGCUUCUCUUCUUCACCGGCAAUUUCAGCACUGCAACUCUUGCGCUGGGAUACCUCGGCCCUACCGUGUUUGGAUUGGGAUGGUGGGAUUCAUUUCUCAGCAUCCUCUUCUUCAACUUGAUUGGUGCCAUUUUCCCAGCAAUGAUCACACCUUUCGGCCACCGCCUCGGUCUUCGAACCCUAACAGUUCCGCGCUACUCUUUCGGAUGGUAUCCGGCGAAGAUGAUAGCGGUUCUCAACAUCAUCACGCAGAUUGGGUGGUCUAUCGUCAAUGAUCUGUCCGGCGCAGAUAUUUUACUCGACGUUGGCGGCGGCAAACUUCCAUUAGCAGUCUGUGUACUCUUGAUUGGCUUGGUCGCCGUCAUAAUCUCCAUUUUUGGUUACAAAUACAUUCACGUCUAUGAGCAAUACUCGUGGAUUCUGAUGCUGUUAUGUUUUACCAUUCUGGCUGGCUUUGGCGCUCCGCACUUCAUCAACGUUCCGAUGGGGUCCGGCUCGACAGAGGCGGCAUCAGUGCUGUCAUUUGGCACCGCAAUUAUUGGUUACGAGAUAGCGUGGGCUAUGCUUGCUGCGGACUAUAAUGUAUACAUGGAGGCGAAUAAGAGCAACUUGCAAGUCAUGGGCUUUUCUUUCGGCGGCCUGUUUGUUGGGCAGUUUUUCGUCGAGCUUCUAGGAGCGGCCCUAGGCACGCUCGUCAUGAGUCCCGACCAACGCUUCCAAGUGGCUUAUGACAGGGCCGGGAUUGGCGGCCUCAUAGGCGAGUCUUUCUCUGGUCGUGGUGCUGGCGUGAGAGGCUUGGGCAAGUUCGUGGAAGCUGUCCUAUCCUUCUCCACGUCUGCAACCAUCUGCCUUGGGAUGUACUCCACCGGUCUGAGUGCACAGCUUGUCUCUCGAAAGGCACUCAAAAUCCCUCGACUGGUGUAUACCCUUCUUGCAGGAGCCAUCUUCCUGGUUUGUGCCAUUGCAGGCCGUGACCACUUUGAAGCGGUCAUGACCAACUUCCUCAACAUGAUCGCUUACUAUAUUGUUCCUGUAACUACCAUCGUUCUCCUCGAACAUUAUAUCUGGAGGCGAGGUUAUGCCUAUGAUCUGGUAUCGUGGAAUGAUAGAGGCAAUCUUCCAAAAGGACUUGCUGCGACCACGGCAUUUGUCGUCGGUACGGUCAUAGCCUUGCUAUGCAUGGUUCAGGAAUGGUGGACCGGUCCAAUUGCCAAAGGAGUAGGAGGAAGUAACGGUGGGAUUGAUAUCAGCUGGAUUCUUGCUGCAGUAACAUCUACUGUGCUCUACGUUCCGCUCAGAUAUCUGGAACGCAAGAAGUGGGGAAUCUAG